GAGCAGGGCAGAAAGUGGGAGGGUUUGCGCGCGGCCGUUGUGUUCGGAUUGACUGCGCGCCCCCUCCCGGUGUAGCCGUUAGCUCGGUGUCCGGUCGAUGUUUUAGCGGCGGAGCGUGGACUGGAAGUGGGAUGAUAGUGUUGUAAACGUCGAGCCAGGCUUCAGCGACCGAGAGAGGACCAGCAGCCGCUCCGCCCCCGGGACAGAACAGGUGUGAGGCUGAGUGAGCGAGCCCGUGAGAGAAGCACAGAGAGAGAGAGAGAGAUCAUGGAUCACCAGAGACAGAGGAGUCUGUCCACAUCAGGAGAAUCGCUGUACGCCGUGCUCGGGGUCGACAAGAACGCCACCACAGAGGACAUCAAGAAAUGCUACAGGAAGCUGGCGCUGAAGUUUCACCCAGACAAAAACCCGGACAACCCCGACGCAGCAGACAAGUUUAAGGAAAUCAACAACGCCCACUCCAUCCUGGUGGACGCCACCAAGAAGAACAUCUACGACAAAUACGGUUCCCUGGGGCUGUACGUGGCCGAGCAGUUCGGAGAGGAGAACGUCAACACCUACUUUGUUCUGUCCAGCUGGUGGGCCAAGGUGGGUCAGCUUCCACGAUCUCGCAGCGCGUUUGAUAAGCAGGCGUGAAGCUUUCAGGCGCUG
This is a messenger RNA of Neolamprologus brichardi, 651 nucleotides long. Lineage: Eukaryota; Metazoa; Chordata; Actinopteri; Cichliformes; Cichlidae. The record is from RefSeq and is a predicted model, not a curated record.